UGAUAACUUUUUUACUUGGAAGGGGCAGUCUAACUAGACAUGGGCAGCUUUGGUUAAAAAAUUUCCAUAUAUGGUCACACUGAUCGGUUUCGUACCCAGAUACUAAUAUUAACUAGUAUUUGCUGCAAGCAGCUUUAUCGUGGCCAUAGCUCUGCUUUACCCUGCAUCCGGUAUUGGCCUGUGAAACAAGUGACAAGAGGUUCCCGGACAGUAUGUUAAGUUCUGUACAAUGUUGGAAGUCUCACAACAUGACAUAUAAAGACGAAUUAAGAGGAACUAUACCGGAAAUCAUAGUUCCACCCAUGAUAUCAUUACUCUUACAUGGAUUCUAAUUGGUUGAAAUGACCGUGCGAGUGUAGGAGAAGUCUUGACCGUUCUGCCAAUGGAGAUUUUGAGAUUCAUAUUUUCAUUGAAUCAAUAUUGUUUUAUUUGUUAACUGUUUGCUUUCAUUUCACGACUUCUACAUGGAGAAACAGUAAAGUAUGAAUAGUUUCGCUGCCAUGUGGCCUCAGUUGGCUUUAUUGUUCUCGUUUUAUUUUUGGAUUUCAUUUUGUAUCGAUUGCAAAGAUUCACCUGUAUCAACCAGCAACAUAACUAUCUCCUCACGUCUGAAUCGCCAACAUGGGGCUAAAAGUCUUAAGGGUUUGUCAGACGAACCUUGGGUUGGUGGUACUGGGUCUUCAAACUGGGUUAGCUUGGAGUUCCCCAAACCAAUUAAAUUGAGCAGUCUUUCCAUGACUGGUGGUGAUGUAGUUGUGAAUGGCACUGUGGUGAAAUGUCAUGUUGAGAUAUUUUUGUUAGAAUAUAAGAAGGAAAGAAGUACAGCAUGGGAACGAUAUAAGCCAAAGUUCCUUAACGUAACGCCUGUGUUUAAUAAACAACUUAAAGAACUAAUAAAUGUAAAAAGUAUCAAUAUAACAGUAAAGAAAUAUACCGGAUGCCCUGCAGUCAAUUUGGAGCUAAAUUGCGUUGAUAACAACGAAUGCACCGAAACGCCGAACGUUUGUGGUCCUGACGAAAUUUGCCGCAACACAUUUGGCUCGUACUAUUGUAUUUGCCAAACUGGUUUCACAGGAAAUAAUUGCAGAGAUAUUGACGAGUGUACGGAAAACUCAAAUGCAUGUCAUGGUGAUGCUGAUUGCACAAAUACUGCGGGGUCAUAUUCAUGUAAUUGUAAGGAUGGAUUCACUGGUAAUGGAAGGUCUUCUUGCAAAGAUAUUGACGAGUGUACGGAAAACUCAAAUGCAUGUCAUGGUGAUGCUGAUUGCACAAAUACUGCGGGGUCAUAUUCAUGUAAUUGUAAGGAUGGAUUCACUGGUAAUGGAAGGUCUUGCAGAGAUAUUGACGAGUGUGCGAAACACCCAUAUGUAUGUGACCGACUUGCUGUAUGUCAUAACACUCCGGGGUCAUAUUCAUGUAAUUGCAAUCCUGGAUACAGUGGUGAUGGAAAAAAUAAUUGUGGUGAUAUUAACGAGUGUACGGAAGACCCAAAUGCCUGUGGUGAUAAUGCUGAAUGCGAAAAUAAUAUUGGGUCAUAUUUAUGUAAUUGUAAUGAUGGAUAUGCUGGUGAUAAAAAAAUGUGCAAAGAUAUAAAUGAAUGCAAUCAAGCAAAUUUAUGCAACCUAUCGCGUUCAAAAUGUGUAAACACCCCAGGAAGUUAUCAUUGUAAAUGUGAUAAAGGCUAUACAGGAGUUGGUUUCAAUUGUUCAGAUAUCGACGAAUGUGGACUUCAUAAGUGUUCACGCAAUGCCGACUGUAUUAAUACUGUGGGCUCAUUUAUUUGCACAUGCAGAAAAGGUUAUAGAGGAGAUGGCAUGAAUUGUAUUGGGCAAGAUGCUAAGAUUACAUCUAUUAGGUCUUCUAAUACUGAGAACAAAUUCCGAUUUCGCGAUCGUCUAGAAUUAUUCUGCAACGCAUCGGGUCUACCAGUACCAAAGAUUGAGUGGAAAAAAGAAGGCGACGAUGCAAUUACCCAUAAAGCCAAAUCAGUUAACAGUACGAAAUAUUUGUGGGCAGCAAGUACUUUGGUUAUUAAAUCGCUAAAGUUGAAUGAUGCGGGACUCUACAAUUGUACUGCAAAAAAUGAAGAAAUGGACAUAGAAGGAAUUUUCGUUCAGGUUAUUGGAACACCAACUUCUCCUAAAGCCACAAUUAAAGAAGUCACUGAUACUGACAUACACGUGUCUUGGGAAAAACCAUUGGAUUCAGGUUCAAGUGAUAUUAAUCGCUACGUCGUAUAUUAUUAUGACACAUCAAAUGCAAAGAAAAAGUCAGAACCCUUUUUGGGUGAUAAAUGGUCUGGAAUAAUCUCUAACUUAAGUGCGAAUACAGAGUAUGCAAUAUGGGUGGUGGCGGGAAAUGAGGAAGGUGAAAGUGAGCAUGAUGGUGAUCUUGUUCAUGCUACUACUCUCGCUCCAAAACCAGUUGCGCUACCUCAACCUGAAAUGGGCAGAGCUUCAGAUACAUCUGUUAAGAUACAAGUGAAGAAGUUUGAUAGUCAGUCUGAAGCAGCAUUGCAAGUGAUCGUUCAAAAGGUGUCAGAAAGAAGAAAAAGGUCAACGUCUGGUAUUCCAAACCGUAUAUAUGGUUAUAAAGAAGCGAAAUGUGAAGAACUAACGGACUGUUACUAUAUUGCGGCUGAGAUACAAAACAUUGAUAUAGAGUUCGUUGUUGGUGAUGGUAAAAUGUAUGGCAAUUACAAGAACGUUGAACUUGAGCCUUCCACGACUUAUAAUAUUUAUACCAGAGGUGUUUCAUACAACAAGGAUAAGAAAGUAAAUUAUGGAGACCCAUCUCCGCGGUUACAAAUAUCGACAAAAGGUCCCGGUAGCAGUGCAGAGAGUGAUGAUGGUAGCGUUGUUGGUCUCGCAGUUGGUUUAAGUGUGGUUGUUGUUGUGCUUAUUAUUCUCGCUUUUCUGGCUUUUAUCUAUAUCAGAUCAAAACGUCCUCAAACAAUUGAGAUAGAUCCUGAAACAGGGGAGAAAAAAGGACGGAAAAAAAUGAAUUCAGAAUUACUACCCCUGACGAGGAAAACACAUGGAAAAAGAAAAAGUGGUCAGGUGGAAGAUGGUUCUCCAGAUCCCAAUCAUCCACCAGUGGCUACAACUGCUUUCGCAAAGUAUGUCGGGAAGCUUCAUAAAUCUGAUGAUCGUGGAUUUAUGAUUCAGUACAAUACCUUGGAAACGAGCCAGACGUAUACGAGCGAUUUCGCCACAUCCCCAGAAAAUAAAGAAAAGAACAGAUACGCCAAUAUUGUUGCAUAUGAUGUUUCUAGAGUUCAUUUGAAACUGAUCGAUGAUGAUGACAAUUCAAGUUAUAUCAAUGCCUCGUUAGUUGAUGGAUAUAACUCGGCAAAUGCAUAUAUCGCAACCCAAGGUCCUCUUCCUGGAACAUUCAAUGACUUUUGGCGAAUGGUUUGGGAAAGGAAUUGUUCAUCAAUUGUAAUGCUUACCAAUCUACAGGAAAGACACAAGUUGAAAUGUCAUAAAUAUUGGCCUGAGGAAUCUGAGGUCUAUGGUGAGAUCACCGUGAUAGCUACACGAAGAGAACAAUAUGCUGAUUAUGUGAUUCGAACCUUCCUUUUAAAGAUGAAUGAAACAGAAGAAGAACGUGAAAUUAAACAAUUUCAUUUCACUGUGUGGCCAGAUCAUGGCGUGCCUGAAUAUCCUACUGCUAUUCUUGCAUUCCAGAGACGUGUACGUGCUUAUAGUACUCGUGACUCAGGACCUCUUGCUGUCCAUUGCAGUGCUGGUGUUGGGCGUUCUGGUACAUUCAUUGUAAUUGAUUGUAUGCUGGCUAGGAUACAAAGUGAACAGGCUGUCGACAUAUAUAACUAUGUUAGAUAUCUGAGAACCAGACGAAUGUACAUGGUUCAGACGGAGGAGCAAUAUGUGUUCUGUCAUGAUGCUCUACUAGAAUCUAUUUUGUGUGGGAAUACACAAAUGGCUGCUCACAAUUUACGCAUAGAAAUGAACAAAUUAAGAGACAGAGACGCAACAACGAAACUUACUGGCUACGAGGCUGAAUUUAAGACACUGAACAAAGUCAGUCCCUCGUUACCAAAGGAAUCUUUUACUGUUGCAACAUAUCCAGUGAAUUCUUCUAAGAAUCGCUACCAUGACAUACUUGCAUCUGAUCAUGACCGAGUCAUUCUGGGUGAUGAAGAUGAUAAAGACGAUGGCCCUUAUAUAAAUGCAGUUUAUGUUGAUGGUUACAAACAACAAAACGCAUUCGUUUUAACUCAAGCUCCGCUGAAGGAUACAAUAAAAGAUUUCUGGCAAAUGAUGUAUGAAAAACAUUCUGCUUGUGUUCUUCUUUUGACAAAUCUCACAGAGGAAGAAGGAGAUUUUCCGCAGUUCUGGCCUGACGAGGGAUCUGAAGAUUAUGAUGUGUUUAACGUUGAGCUGGUGUCAGAUGCAUCGAAAGGUGAUACUGGAAGUGAAGAUCAAUUCCAACAAGAGAAACUUAGCAAAGAUAUUGUUGAAAGGAAAUUUAAAAUAACUAAGGAGGAAGACAAGUCCCUGGUAAUUAAAAUGUUUCAACAUCUUUCGUGGACGGAAACAUCAGUUCCAACAGAUAUUUCUGCAAUCGUAUCGUUAAUCCAACGUAUUGAAAAAUGGCAGCAGCAUUCUGGCAAUGGCCCUAUCACGAUUGUUUGCAAUGAUGGUCAAGGUCGCAGUGGAACGCUUGCAGCUUUGUGCUCAGUUUUAGAACGAGUCAAAACAGAACAAGUCGUGGAUGUAUUUCAAACUAUUAAAGCAUUGCGUAUACAAAGACCAGGCCUCGUCAAGCAUGUGGAACAAUAUCAAUUCAUUCACUUGGGGGUUCAGGAAUACUUGGACAGUUUUGCCGAUUACGCCAAUUUUAAAUGAGAUUUUUAAUAAUAUGUUCAUUUUAUUUGCAUGGAGUGCGCAGUGGGGAAUUAAUGUGUGAAACUUAUUCCUUAUAUUACUAGGUUUGUAAAUUUAAAUAAUUUAGUGUAGUGUACAAUUUUUUACAAAUAUAGAAAUAGUAAAAAAUAUUGAUACCCCUAUAACAGUUUUGCUAACUUUUAUAAAAUAAGUGAGCUGUUUUGCAUGUCCAGGCUUGUGAUAUGUGUUAAUUAAUAAGGUAUCUAAAUGUUAUAAUCAAAGCCCCAUAUACACAGACGAGCGUUCACGGCAGCUUCUUCAAACCACGGUUUAAAUGUUUGAUCAUGUGUACGAGCGUCAACGAAUAGUUGUCAGGACCACUGGGACUGUUUACAGGAUGAAAAAGAAAACCCUUGCGACCCCUGUAAAGGCCCUGGGUACGAGGUUGUGCGAAGAGUCGAACAAAUGUACUUGACUUUGCUCGUCUCAGUGUAUAGGGGCUCAUAUAAACUAAUUUUAAAGCAGUUAUUGGAAGUUUGGGAAGAUAGGUCUAAAAUAAUUUCUAGUCUAGUUAAAAAAAUUGUAAAUGAUCCUAUACUAUUGUAGAGCGCUGUAGUUUCUACAUGUAAUCUUGUAUAUAUAUAUUCAAUGGUAAAAAGAAUC
Dendronephthya gigantea is the source of this 5513-nucleotide messenger RNA. RefSeq names its product receptor-type tyrosine-protein phosphatase S-like. The record is from RefSeq and is a predicted model, not a curated record. Gene Ontology annotation, biological process: protein dephosphorylation. Lineage: Eukaryota; Metazoa; Cnidaria; Anthozoa; Malacalcyonacea; Nephtheidae. The coding region runs from base 483 to 4871 and encodes 1462 amino acids. Gene Ontology annotation, molecular function: protein binding; calcium ion binding; protein tyrosine phosphatase activity. The transcript is spliced from 35 exons.